This is a messenger RNA of Eupeodes corollae, 1503 nucleotides long. RefSeq lists its product as uncharacterized. Gene Ontology annotation, molecular function: nucleic acid binding. NCBI's taxonomy places the organism in Eukaryota, Metazoa, Arthropoda, Insecta, Diptera, Syrphidae. Gene Ontology annotation, biological process: DNA integration. Bases 1 to 1503 code for a protein of 500 amino acids. The transcript is spliced from 2 exons. The record is from RefSeq and is a predicted model, not a curated record.
AUGGAAACGCCUACUACGAUCUCAGAUGAGUACCAAGAAGCUGAAAACUAUCUUUAUCGCCAAGCACAACUGGAAUCAUAUGCCAAAGAAGUAAGAAUUCUCGAGGCCAAAGACAACUUACCAUAUAAAGAGGGAAAAGGGCUUGAUGCAAGUAGCAACAUUUAUACUCUUUCACCGUAUUUAGACAACGAAAAGAUCCUUCGCGUUCGUGGACGAAUUGAUGCUGCUGUUGGGGUAUCACUAGGCAUGAAAAGACCGAUUCUUCUCGAUAGACAGACUUACCUCACCGGUCUUAUUAUUCAACACUAUCAUGAGCAAUAUCAUCAUUUGAAUAAUGAGACAGUAAUAAAUGAGUUACGCCAAAGGUUCUGGAUACCAAAGAUACGUGUCGCUGUUAAACAUGCAAUCAAAAACUGCCAGAUGUGCAAGAUUAAGAAAGCAGUUCCACAAGCACCGAUAAUGGGAGAUCUUCCAGCAGCAAGGCUCUCAACAUUCUCUCGGCCUUUUUCAUUUUCCGGAAUCGACUAUUUUGGCCCAAUGACAGUUGCAAUCGGAAGACGAACUGAGAAACGCUGGGGUGUGAUUAUCACUUGCCUAACAACACGAGCCAUCCACAUCGAACUGGAAAACAGUCUCUCGUCUGAUUCUUGCAUAUUGGCCAUAAAGCGUUUCACAGCUAGACGUGGAAUUCCAUUAGAAUUCUUCAGCGAUAAUGGCACUAAUUUCCACGGAGCUGACCGUGAACUUCAGCAAGCGGCAAGUAUAUCACAGAGCCUGGCUGCAGAAUUUACCUGUUCUACCACAAAAUGGACUUUCAUUCCCCCAUCAUCGCCUCACAUGGGAGGAAGUUGGGAGAGAAUGGUUCGAGCAACAAAAACUGUGCUGAAACAAGUUAUGCCAACACGCAAUCCAUCUGAUGAACUUUUACAUAGCAUGAUGAUCGAAGUUGAACGAAUCAUUAAUUGCCAUCCGUUGACAUACGUUCCAGUAGAGACUGAAAAUGAUGAGGCGUUAACACCAAACCAUUUCCUUCUUGGAUCAUCCGAUGGAAGCAAAGUUGACAGUAUACCAACUGAAGAAGGAAUACUCUUGCGAAAAAAUUGGAUGAAAGUACAGCAAUAUGCCAAUAUCUUCUGGAAGCGAUGGAUCAAUGAGUACCUUCCUACUCUCACCCGCAGGACUAAAUGGCAUGCACCAACAAAACCCAUUGAGAAGGGAGAUAUUGUUAUCGUCGUAGAUGAUUCUAACCCGAGAAAUCUGUGGCCGAAAGGACGAAUACUGGACACAGUCAUCAGCAAGAAUAGUGGACAAGUCCGACAAGUUACCGUACAGACAAAUUCUGGAAUCUACGUUCGCCCAGCAGUUAAAAUAGCCGUUCUUGAUGUUUUUAAGGAUGGUAAGCCAACGAAGGACGUCGUCGUACCGGAGGGGAGUGUUGGCAAUACUGCCACCACAUCAAAAACGCCACCAAGCAGCGAACUUUUGAACCUCCAGAUGAUAUGA